Fraxinus pennsylvanica is the source of this 1242-nucleotide messenger RNA. NCBI's taxonomy places the organism in Eukaryota, Viridiplantae, Streptophyta, Magnoliopsida, Lamiales, Oleaceae. The record is from the annotation of a GenBank genome assembly.
AUGGAUGAAAUUGAAAUUCCAUCCUACUUUCUCUGCCCCAUCAGUCUGGAGAUUAUGAAGGACCCUGUUACGCUCUCUACCGGCAUAACAUAUGAUCGGGAGAGCAUCGAAAAAUGGUUGUUUUCUAAGAAUAAUAAUACUUGCCCGGUAACAAAGCAAGUGGUUAUGGAUUCAGAGUUGACACCAAACAUCAAUCUCCGGCGGUUUAUUCAAUCGUGGUGCACCCUCCAUGCUCCAGAAGGCAUCGAGAGGCUCCCGACCCCGAAAGCUCCAAUAAGUAAAUCCCAACUUUUGAAGCUUUUCAAUGAUGCCAACUCUCCGAACAAGCAGCUGAAGUCCUUACAGAGACUUAGAUCCAUUGCUUCUCACAAUGAAACGAAUAAAAGAUGCAUGGAAACAGCAGGCACGGCCGAGUUCUUAGCUUCGUUAAUCGUGAAAAAAACCGUAGAGGCAUCUUCAGCAGAAGUAUCGGAAGAUGUGAUUGAGUUGAGAAGAGCAAGUGAUGAAGCCUUAAGCAUUCUCUAUCAUCUCCAGCUAUCGGGAUUCGGCUUAAAAUCCCUCUUGCAGAAUAAUAUCGAAUUAAUCGAGUCCCUAACGAUCGUCAUGCAAUCCGGGAGCUAUGAUUCUCGUGUCUAUGCUGUCAUGCUUCUGAAAUCCAUGUUCGAAGUCGCUGAUCCAAAUCAACAGAUCAGUCUCAGACCCGAAUUCUUCCUCGAAUUAGUAGAUAUCUUGAAUGAUCAAAUCUCUCAGAAGGCCUCAAAAGCCGCACUGAAAGUUCUUAUCAGUGUAUGUCCAUGGGAAAAGAACAGGAUCAAAGCAGUGGAAGCUGGAGCAGUGCCUUUGUUGAUUGACCUUUUACUCGAUUCUUCUGACAAAAGGGCUUCUGAAUUGAUGCUUGUGGUGCUGAAUUUGUUAUGCCAAUGCGCUGUGGGAAGAGCUGAACUGUUGAAUCACAGUGCAGGAUUAGCCAUUGUUUCAAAGAAGAUUCUUAGGGUUUCAUCUACAGCAAAUGAGAGCGGUAUAAGAAUUCUACAUUCGAUAUCGAAGUUCUCAGCAACUCCUGGAGUUUUACAAGAAAUGUUGCAGAUUGGUGCAGUGGCAAAAUUAUGCUUGGUAUUUGAAGUUUUUGAUCGAGGAUCAAAGACAAAGGAGAGAGCCAGAGAAAUUCUCAAAUUGCAUGCAAGAACAUGGAGGAAUUCUUCAUGCAUACCUGCGCAGUUGUUAGCUUCAUAUCCAUCUUGA